AUGCCGGAUCUGUGGUGUUUCAGUAGUGGUCGCCUCUCACCGACCGAAACAACAAGGCCGGCGACAUUUACGAAGAAUGUCUCACGACAACUGCUUCCCUCGGAUGGAGAUGAGCGGCAAAGCGUUCAGAGUGAGAUCGUUAUUCCACACAGAACACUCAUUAUUCCGAGUUCCAUACCAGGAAAGUCUAUUGAAAUUCCGCUCGGAAGUGUGAGUUUGAACUCAUCGCGACAAGAUCUCAGCUAUCCUCGUCAUGAUCGUAGUCGGAGUCCGAAGACUGAACACGGUCAGUCACAGAUGGAAAAACUCACACAACGCUUGAAGAACCUAGGUGAGUUUUCUUUCCUUUCCUAA
Messenger RNA from Angiostrongylus costaricensis, 354 nucleotides. NCBI's taxonomy places the organism in Eukaryota, Metazoa, Nematoda, Chromadorea, Rhabditida, Metastrongylidae. The record is from the annotation of a GenBank genome assembly.